UAUACUUUUAAAGUUUUAAAUUAUAAAAAAGUUGUGUACUUUUUAUUUACUCUCGAAUAAUUGAAAAUGAGUUUAAUAAUGUUUAUAAUUGUUAUAAAAAUUUGCUGUAGUUACUCGAAUAACUUAAAUAAAAUAUUUUUUUACGAUAUACAAGAUAUACUAAAUAAUCCUGGAUGGACAGAAUUAAUGAAAAUACUUCCGAAUUCACAUGAUAAAAAUAUGCUUUUUCAAGCAUUCAAUGAUUCGAAUGACUAUUAUAAGGAAUAUAAUGCCGGAUAUGUACUAAAUAAUCUUUAUGGAACAUUACUAAUUGAAGUAUAUAUAAUUUUACAUAUUAUAUCCUUAGAUUGUCUUGAAGAUAAAACAGGAAGUAUUGAGUUUGUAUUAACAGAAUUUAGAAAGUUAGAAAAAAUGAUUAAAAUGUUUGAACCUUUAAUACAAUGUAUGACUAAAGCACUGAAUUAUUUUAAACCUAAAAGUCCUGUUUAUGUUUUACUUAAAGAAAACCCAAAAUACUACAAAAAAAUUAGUGAAUUCUUACUUGAUGAUAAUCUUGAGAAAUUAAAAAAAAAUAGCUCAAGUUAUUUAUUUGCUAUUUUAGAUAAAUUAGAAGAGGUUAACAAAUAUAUUUUUGAUAUCCAAAUGCGUUCAGAUCUAAUAACUACAUCAGAUUAUAAACCAUUUGUCGAUGAGUACAUUAAUCAAUUCAAAAAUCUUUCUGAUAAUUAUGAAAAGUAUUAUCCUAACCCAUAUCAUCAGGACAUGAAAAAAACAGUUGAAGAAGGUGUUCAGAAAUUUUGCAAAGAUUUUGGGUUUGAUUAAAUAAGAAAUUGUGAAUACAAAAAUCUCAUGUAUCUUUUUCGAUAUAUAUAUAUAUAUAUAUAUAAGUGUGUUUAUCUAUACUUUUUUAAAAAUUUUGAAGUAAUCAAAAAGUUAUCAGUGUUUUGUUUCGGUAAAUCUAACUAUUAUUAAAAAAUUAUAAUUUUUUUCCAGUUUUAUAAAUCUUCACUUUAUGAAUA
This is a messenger RNA of Daktulosphaira vitifoliae (grape phylloxera), 1019 nucleotides long. RefSeq lists its product as uncharacterized. The coding region runs from base 67 to 822 and encodes 251 amino acids. NCBI's taxonomy places the organism in Eukaryota, Metazoa, Arthropoda, Insecta, Hemiptera, Phylloxeridae. The record is from RefSeq and is a predicted model, not a curated record. The transcript has 2 exons.